Gadus macrocephalus (Pacific cod) is the source of this 1438-nucleotide messenger RNA. RefSeq names its product coiled-coil domain-containing 92B-like. The transcript has 9 exons. The record is from RefSeq and is a predicted model, not a curated record. Bases 236 to 1438 code for a protein of 400 amino acids. Lineage: Eukaryota; Metazoa; Chordata; Actinopteri; Gadiformes; Gadidae.
UUGGCCCCAAACACUCUUGAUUAGCCGGGGGGUCGUCAUCGCGAUCUGCCCCGAGUCGAGACCAGCUGCACAUCUUGGACCGACUUCCUAUUGGGACACGAAUGAGCAACCAGGCAAAGCGACACCAAUAAGGCUUAGCGUGCUGCUGUUCGCUCCAUCACAGAUCGGGUCCAGCGGUUGUGAUCAAUCCAGCGGUUCUGUGAGCAGAAGCUGCAGAAGCUGCAGCAGCAGAGCAAUGGAGACGGAGAAGCUCGAGCAGCAGGUCGCGAGCGUGGAGCGGGGCAUGGCCUUAUUGAAGCGGGAGCACCUGGCCAUGCUCGCCGGACUUCAGAUUGAGAUCAGCCGCCUAAAGAGGCGAUGCAGCGAACUCAACUGUGAGUUGGACGCUCGGUUUCCAGCUGCAGAGGAGUGUGUGCUGGUCUCGCGGUGCCAGGCGUCGGAGCGGCUCCUGGAGCAGCAGGCGUGCGCGGGGGCCAGCGUGCGCGCCGCCCUGCGGGCGCGGCAGGCACGGGCCUGGGCCCUGGGCCGCGCCCUGAGGAGCGACCAGCGCCGCUUCCUCGAGGAGCUGAAGCGCCGCAGCCACCGGAUCACGGCGCUGGGCCGCGAGCUGCAGCGGCAGACCCUCACCUCCACCGCCCUGGGACAGCGGCUGUACCUGCAGCGCGGGGGGCUGGGGGAGGGGGAUCAGUGCUCAGGGGGAGCCCGGCCGGAGGGUCCGGGCCGGAGGGAUGUACCGGACGAGAUCGAGCGGGAGGAGGAAUGGGAGUGUGACGAGGUCGAGGAGGACGAGGACGAAGAGGACGACGGAGGGGAGGGCUCCGACGCGCUCCGGCCGCCGGCCCGUCCCGACCAAUCGGACGAGCUGUGCGCGAGGCACGUGCGCGUGCGGGAGCAGAGAGUCCGUGCGUGCGUGCCGUGCGAGAGAGUGACCUCCCCGCAGAAGCCGCAGCCCAUGCCCGACCCCGCCCUCUUCCUGGUGCCGCUCCGGUACCGGCUCCUGCGCUGGAGGCGGGCGCUGAGGGCGCGGAGCGACCCGCGGGGUCUCCAGGAGGAGUGGGAGGACCUGGGGACACGGGGUCUGUUCCUAUUGGUCCACUCGGGACCUAUGUUGCAGGGGCGUCACUAUUUCGUGGUGCUGUUGGAAAACCCCUGCAUCCUGCUGGAGCUCUGCAGUGCUGCCAUGACAACCAACAGCAGCUCCGGGGCACGCUGUAACGCAUACCAAGUGAAGCCAGACUGCUGUCUGCAGCCCGGUGGCACACGUGCAUUUGGGGCGCGGGCCUUUACCCGGACACAUUUCGGGAUGAAGAGGUUCCACACCUUGCCAGAAGGCGUCGCAGACAUCCCGCUGAAGUGCUCUCGGUAUUCUGCUGAGAUCCGCACGGACAUCUGUAAGGUAACCCCCCCCCCGUCAGCAGUCCCCUCAAGACACACGUAG